This is a messenger RNA of Peromyscus maniculatus bairdii (prairie deer mouse), 979 nucleotides long. NCBI's taxonomy places the organism in Eukaryota, Metazoa, Chordata, Mammalia, Rodentia, Cricetidae. The record is from RefSeq and is a predicted model, not a curated record.
AUGGCGGGAAACUGGAAGCAUCGAUGGUGGAGGGAGGAGGCCCGUGAGGAAGAGUCGGCGAAGAAAUUGUACCUGGACCAGCAAGGUGGCUCAGUGACCGUGAAGAUGCUGACGGUGAAGACACUGGUCCUGUGCUUGGUUCUUGCUAAGUCAGCCUGGACCGAGGAGAAGGAUAAGGUAGUACAUGGUGGUCCCUGCUUGAAGAAUUCUCACCCUUUCCAAGCUGCCCUCUACACCUCGGGUCACUUGCUGUGUGGUGGGGUCCUCAUCCAUCCACAGUGGGUGCUCACAGCUGCCCACUGCAAAAAAACGAAUCUGGAGGUGCGCUUGGGGAAACACAACCUACGGCAAACAGAGAAUUACCAAAGGCAGAUCUUUGUGGAUCGGACAAUCAUCCAUCCCCGCUACAACCCUGACACCCAUGACAAUGACAUCAUGAUGGUGCAUCUGAAAAAUGCAGUCAAAUUCUCUCAAAACAUACAGCCACUGCCCUUGAAGAAAGACUGCUCUGAGGAGAAUCUCAGCUGUCGGAUCCUGGGCUGGGGCAAGAUGGAAAAUGGUGACUUCCCAGACACCAUUCAGUGUGCUGAUGUCCAACUGGUGUCCCGGGAGGAGUGUGAGCGUGCCUACCCUGGUAAGAUCACCCGAAGCAUGGUGUGCGCAGGUGACAAGAUAGAAGGGAACGACACCUGCCAGGGUGAUUCUGGAGGUCCCCUGGUAUGUGGAGAUCAUCUCCGAGGCCUCGUGUCGUGGGGUAACAUGCCCUGUGGAUCAAAGAAGAAGCCGGGAGUUUACACUGAUGUCUGCAUCCAUAUCAGAUGGAUCCAAAACGUCAUCAAAAACAAGUGGCUCUGACAUGAGAUGCCCGAUUCCUGUCCUACGAACCCCCUCCCCCUAGCUGGCUACAGAUUCUCUCUCCCUGAGACCCUACCCUGCUCUCAGAGUCUUCAGAUGCCCAGAGCUGACACUGAUGUUUAAU